Messenger RNA from Anneissia japonica, 3663 nucleotides. RefSeq names its product geranylgeranyl transferase type-2 subunit alpha-like. Lineage: Eukaryota; Metazoa; Echinodermata; Crinoidea; Comatulida; Comatulidae. The coding region runs from base 78 to 1856 and encodes 592 amino acids. The record is from RefSeq and is a predicted model, not a curated record. Gene Ontology annotation, biological process: protein geranylgeranylation. Gene Ontology annotation, cellular component: Rab-protein geranylgeranyltransferase complex; cytoplasm. Gene Ontology annotation, molecular function: protein binding; zinc ion binding; Rab geranylgeranyltransferase activity. The transcript is spliced from 11 exons.
AUCCUCGAGAAAAAAAUUCAACAAGUUUAUGUAUCUGAGGGCGUAGUUCGUUAAAGAGGAUUUCCAAUUGGCGAAAAAUGCAUGGGCGUGUGAAAGUACGAACCACCGCAGAGCAAAAGGAAGCUAAAAGAAAAGAACGGGAAAAGAAAUUAAAGGUUUAUAAUGGUGUCACUUCAAAAAUAUGGAAAAAGCGAGCCGAGAAAGAGCUGGAUGAUGAAGCAUUGGGUUUGACUAGAGAAGUGCUAGCCGCCAACCCUGAUUUUUACACAAUGUGGAAUUUCAGGAAAGAAAUAUUCUUAGAAGUGAGCUCAUCACGACCAGAAAACGAUUUCCAGGCUUUAUGUUCAUCGGAGCUCUCUUUCCUUGAGGAUUGCCUGCAGGUGAAUCCCAAGUCGUAUGGUGCCUGGCAUCACAGGUGCUGGAUCAUGGAUCACAUGCCUCAUCCUGAUUGGAAGAAAGAACUCAAACUAUGUGACAUCUACCUUCAACAUGAUGAGCGCAAUUUUCAUUGCUGGGACUAUCGUCGUUUUGUGGUAGCAAGGUCAAAUGUUAAAGCAAAGGAUGAAUUGGAAUUUUCCACCGCUAAGAUCAGUAGUAAUUUUUCCAACUUCUCGUCAUGGCAUUACCGGAGCAAGUUGCUUCCGCUUCUCUAUCCUGAUGAGGAAAGUACCGGAAGAGUCAGGGAAGACAUUCUACUCCAAGAAUAUGAAUUGGCUCAGAAUGCUUUCUUUACUGAUCCAAAUGAUCAAAGUGCGUGGUUCUAUCACCGAUGGUUGCUUGGAAGAGGUGACAGCCCCCAGAAUAUAAAUUAUUUGUACGCAAAUAAAAGACACAAUAUGAUUGUGGUAGUCUUUGCGCAGCCAGUGCUCAUCCCGGAUAAGAACAGCGUUGUGGUCACCAUGAAUGGUCAAGUUAGAGAUGGAGAGUGGACGACAUCAAAUGGCCAGCAUAUUCAUUCCUUAAUUUGGGUAUCCUUGUUGUGGAUGUUAUGGUGGUUUUCACUGCCGAGAUUGGUGAUAUGCAUGGACCAAUUUGUACCAACUCCAUUUUUUUUUGUUCUUAAAGCACGUUUCUAUCCAUUUAACAUUAGCUUCAUUUCCUUUAUAUUGAUGCUAUCUAUUAAGUUUCACUUUUUUUCCGCUGCAGGGGAUUUUGAAAGUUGGAGUAAGGAAGUGAAUGUGGCAGCAAGGUUGUUUUCUUCUCAACUAAGUGUCGAAAAAACGGGCGUACUAACCCAAGAACUGGAGUCGUGCCAGCAGCUUCUCGAACUUGAACCAGAUAACAAAUGGUGUGUUUUUACAAUUAUCCAGCUGAUGAGGUCAUUAGACCCGUUACGUUAUGAGGCACAAACCGUCGAUUAUAUGAACAUCCUUCUGAGGACUGAUCCGUACCGCGCAAACUACUUUCAUGACCUGCGAAGUAGAUUUUGUAUAGAGAAUGAAAUAUUAAGAGCUGAAGCUGCAGAAGAUAGAAUCAAAGUGAUUGACUUGUCAAAAAAGGAACUGACAACACUGAUUCAUCUUGAACACUUGGUACCAUUAACAGAAAUCAACAUAUCAUCCAACAAGCUCACAUCACUGUCAGGUUGUCACAUGUUACAGUGUGCGGAGAAGAUUUUAGCAGACGACAACAGCAUCGCAAGUUUACAGGGGCUUGGCCCUAUGCAUUCCCUCAAGGAACUUUCCAUUAACAAUAACAGUAUCAAGUCUAUAGAUGACCUUUCAACCCUAACAUCUUGUCCAAAUCUUUCAAGUUUAAGUCUCACAGGUAACCCAGUUUGUCAGCUUGAUGAUUUCCAGAAUGCAAUCAAAAAUCUAUUUCCACAUAUCCAAUUGCUCAAUGGAGUUCAACUAUAAUGUUCACUACAUAUCCUGGCAACCUUGCCUGGAUAAUAGACUCCUAAUUACUUGAAAUAUUGAGUUCAUUGGAGCUCAUUGAAUGACAGUAUUAUAAUUGUCAUUUAGAAGAUUUAAUACCUAUUCUGUCAAUUUAAAAAAUUCCACAAAUCAUGUAUUGUCAGAAGAAUUAAGGGACUAUAAUAUGCCAGCAUAGAAAACCAUGUGACCAAUCAAAUACCUACACAGAAACCAGGUGGCCUACCGUAUACCAGCACACAGACCAGCUGGCCAAUCAUUCGCCAUCACAAAACCAGGUCAUCUCUCAUGUUCCAGCACAGAAAUCAGGUAACUUGUAUGAGCAAUGAACUUAAUUACCAAUAAUGUACCAGUAGAGGGACCUGGUGACCAAUCACUUGACCAGCACAGAAGCCAGGUGACCAGUCAUGUACUAGCACCAAAACCAGGUGACCAAUCAUGUACCAGUGCAAAAAAAACAGGUAAAUUGUCAUGUACAAGUACAGGAACCAGGUGAACAAUGAUGUACCAGCACAGGACACAGAAGGACAAUUUUUUAUUAUCACAGAAAACCAGAUGACUGCUCAUGUACCAUCACAGGAACCAGGUAACCAGCCAUUUACCAGCACAGGAACCAGACCACAAAAAAUCUACCAAUACAGGAAUCAGGUGAUCCAUUAUCAUGUACAAUCGUUAGAACCAAACGGCAAAGUAUGUAUCGCCACAGAAAUACCAAUAUGUGAAUCAGGUGACCAAUUAUCUAUGAAAAUUAUUGGAAUCGGAUAUAUUAUUUUUGCAAUGAUCUAGUGUAUGCCUUUCCAUCACCGAUUAUUGGUCAAUCUCAAAAGCUUUAGGCCUUCAUAUUAGUAGGUCUUGGUACGUACUGCAAAGCAAUGUGCUGGCUUGAUAAGGGGCAUACUGUUUUUACACUGCCAAGCCAGGAGAAAACUGUCUAAUGCAGUUUAAUAUUGGAGGAUAUUUCCAUUUACAGUCUAAACACAUUUACAGUCUAUAAUAUACCGAAUGAUCUUGAGUCGCUUCAGUUUACAUUGGCAAUGAAAACCGCAUUGAAAAUGUAGAAAUUGCAUCAAACGUUUGUGGCAAUUUUUAAUGAUUUUUACUAUCAAAGUUUGUUGCAAAAAAUAAAAUAAAAUAAAAUAAAGAAAAUAUAUACUUUUAAAAAGGAACCAGAAGACUACUAAAUAUUGGAGUAAAACAAAUAGAAUUAUUAUUGGAAGAUACAUAAGUGCAAAUUAUAAUGACUUCCAUGUAAGACAUGUAAGACUCAACAUUUUGACUCUGCAAAUUAUGAAGACCAGGGCCAUUUUACACUGGUAUCUCUGAUGCUGUUUGUGUAUCUGAAGCAGAGAUCGUUCAGCUUCAUGACAGGCCAGUGUUUGUAAAACACAGAAUUGUUGAUUUUUCCAAUUUUAAACUGAUUGAAACCAUGACGAUGUACACCAGGUGUAUAGCAACAGCAGUAAACCUUUCUGUAAAGCCCCGCCUCUUGGAUAUUGUUGCUAAGCUUCCAUUUAUUGCUAAGUGUCAUAAUAUUUACAGCACCACAGUGAGGAAGGCAAAAUGGAUUUCUACAAAAGGAUAGAGUAAUCGUAUGUAAACGCGUGUGUUUUUUGGGACAACACUUGUGUGUUUUGGGUGGGGGGAAGGGCGUAUUACUAACCUUGCUCUGAUAGGUUCGACUGUCAUUCCAGAAUGUUCCAUUUUUUACCCCUAUCAAAUAUAAAGAAACAGCAUGUAUGUAUGACUAUCUAAUAAUUAUGAAAAUAAAUAUAAUAUUAUUCAAGUUUCA